UAGGGGGGAAUUCAGAGUUCAUUUCCAAAUGCUGUCACCCUCUCUCUCACUAUUCCCUCCCUGCAUCACUGCCCUCACAGUUUUAGAGUGAGAAUCUGACACCAUCCUAGAGAGAGAAAGCUCGUGACUGCAAUGGAGUCUUUAUCACCCCUCCUCCUCCUCAUUUAUUACAACACCAUUUAUUCCCACCUCCAUUACCACAUUCCUCUUCGCAACCUCACUCACCAGUUCUUCUUCUUCUACUACUACCCAUAUCUUUCAUCUUCUUAUUCUAGGGUUAGGGUUUUUUAAUUCCCCCAAAAGUCUUCACAUUUCCGUAAUCUUCGCCGGCUUUUAAAAUUCCUGUCCCAAAACCUUCAUAUUAUUCUCAGGUGAAGAAGGGAAUAAUGUGGGUUUCUUUUACACCCUUUUUCUGCUGUCAUUGUUGUUGUUCUAUGAUAAUGUGAAAGGCUGGCAAGUGACUGUGUUGUGAGUGGGUAAUAAACCGAAUUAAUUCGGAGAUAAUGGAGGGUCGUCGACAUUCGGUUGAUCUUCCUAUCACAAAAACAUUGAUAGCUCUUCGAAGAGUACGGUCGCUUAGAGACCCCGACACUAACUCACUAGGCAGAUUGUCUAGCUUUGUUGAUAAUAUAAACUGGGAAACAACUUCUACUAACGAGGUUGUUCUCGAACAAGUAGAUAGUUGCGUGCGUGAAAUCGACAGCUUAGAGCCGAACAAUUUAGGUUUGUUUAGGCACAGUGAUGAUCAUGUUGUUGAUUGGGAAGCGUAUCAUGGUCAAAAUACGUAUAAACCUAAGUCGGGAUUAUGUAAGAAAACCAAUCAAUCAGCUGUAUGUGAAAACAAUUACAACGAUUUACCGUGCACAAUGCCUACACGAGAUUACAUGGAGGGUAUGGCUUCGUGUAACGAAGCAAUGGAACUGUUUUUGGAUCCGCAAAGACAAGAUCAUAAUGGAUUUAAACGAAGAUCGAACCGUCGGAGGCAUUAUAAACCAUCCAAAACCGUAGGUGGUGAUAUCAUAAGUUGUGUAAGCAGUCCGUGUCUAUCAUUGAGUGACAUUUCAUUAGGUGGGUCCAGCUGCGGUUGCGGGACACCGUUAUAUGAAAAUAAAGACGUUGAUAAUCAAGAAACUGAUUGCGACGGGUGUGGAAUCGGGUCGUGUUGGUCAAGUACUCCAAGGUUGCGGGAAAUUGGCGUUUCUAAACACUACGGUAACGAAACAACUCCGUUUUCGGAGAGUCCGAGGUGUCUGAGUCAGAAAUUCAGACCGAAAACGUUCGAUGAAUUAGUGGGACAAAACAUGGUAUCGAAAUCUCUUUUGAGUGCGAUUUCAAGUAAAAAGAUUACGUCUUUUUAUCUUUUUCACGGGCCUCGCGGAACCGGUAAAUCAUCUGCAGCAAGAAUUUUCGCAGCCGCUUUGAAUUGUUUAUCACCCGACAAGAAAAAACCGUGCGGGAAUUGCCAAGAAUGCACGUUGUUUUUCGCGGGUCGAAGUCGGGAUGUUCGGGAGCUUGAUUCUGUUAGCAUGAAUCAGGCGGAAAAUCUUAGAUAUCUUUUGAAAAAUGCCAUGCUCCCACCGGUUUCUUCAAGUUUUAAGGUUUUUAUAAUUGACGAGUGCCAGCUAAUGCUCGGGUCUACAUGGUCAACUCUUGUGAACUGCCUUAAAGAAGUAUCACGUCACAUUGUUUUCGUAAUGAUCACUCCCGACCUCAGCAAGCUGCCACGUGGCGUCAUACCCAUGUCUCAAAGGUUCCAGUUUUUAAUGAUUGGCGAAGCGGAUAUCGUUCAGAGAUUGGUGAAAAUUUGUUCAGAAGAGGGAUUUGAUUACGAUCAAGCCGCGUUGGAGUUCAUUUCUACACGAUCUAACGGAUCGUUAAGAGACGCAGAGAUGACUUUAGAGCAAUUGAGUUUGCUUGGGAAAAGAAUCACCAUGUCACUGACAUAUGAAUUGAUCGGUAUUGUUUCUGAUGAAGAAUUGCUCGAGUUACUAGCUAUGGCUUUAUCAUCCGACACUUCAAAUACCGUUAAACGUGCCCGGGAUUUAAUGAGAUCAAGAAUCGAUCCUAUGCAACUAAUAUCGCAAUUAGCGAAUCUUAUUAUGGAUAUUCUUGCUGGGAAAUUUCACGAUGACGCUUCUGAGGUUAAACGACAGUUUUUCGAAAGACAUACUUCUGAAGCUGAAUUGCAACAACUUAAUAAUGCUUUAAAAAUACUAUCUGAAACCGAAAAACAACUGAGAGCAUCUAAGAACCAAACAACAUGGCUCACUGUUGCGUUAUUACAGUUGAGCUCCGCACCACCGUUCAACCCGAAUGAUUCAAGUUUGUGUGUAAGAUCAGAACACCCAAGAGUUUCUGCUGACGAGAGCUUAAAACAUCUUGUACUAUCUCAAUGCAACCACAACAAUGGAUGUGAAUCAGAAAUGUUAAAAGACAAAGCGGCACUUGAGUUGAUAUGGAGUAGAUCUAUGGAAUUAUGCAAAUCGUUUUCGCUAAGUAACUUCCUUAAACGACAUGGGAACUUAGCUUCUGUUUGUUUUCACCAAGGAUUGGCUGUAGUUGAACUUGAAUUCAAAAAUUCGAAUCAUGCAUCAAAAGCUGAGAAAUCAUGGAAACUGAUUGCAAGUGCGUUACAAGCUGCAUUGGGCUGUAAUGUUGAGAUCCGGAUCUGUUAUUCGGAUAAUCCAAAAACUAAGAAAUCGUCGUUUAGAUUAUUCAGUUGUGCUAGAGGAAACAAGCUUUUGUCCAACAAGAACGGCAACAAAUUAUCUGAAAACAUUAACAAUGUCUCUGACGGUGGGUCCCAUGGAUUGCGUACUUGUCAGAGAAAAGAAGCAGCGAGAAUGAUAAGAAAUAGUGAUGGAAACGCAUUGACUAUUGAUUUGUCUGGUCAAGAAUUAUAUCGACAGCCAUGCCGUUGUUUUCCUCGAAGGGUGAAACAUCAUAAGAAGAUUCGUUCGUUAGAUACAUAUACGACUAGUGAAGCAGACAACAACCUCGCUUUGCAUGUUUCUGAGACGACAUCAUCAAAAACAUGUUCUUGCACUGGCGGAACUUAUGUCGUCUGUGGUUUAUGCAAAAAAGUCACUUGUUGCAAUGGGGUUGACAGGCAGAAAAAGGACUCCAAAGUGCAUUGUUGGAAAUCGCCCAUGUUUCCUUUGAAGAAGGCGUGGCAGCUGAGGCUUCGGCCGCAAGGAGCAUAGUCUGGUGGAAUAUAAAGGUCUGCCUAUGGUGUAAGUAUACAAAGUGAUCAUAUACAAGAAGACUUCAUGACCAUUCUUAAUGUUUUGUUGUUUAUCAGGAGACUUGUUGUAGUAUAUUUGCUAUGUUUAAGAAGGUUCAAUGGAAAAAUAUGUUUUCGAUUUGUAUAACUUUGAAAGAUUCUAAUCCCCUUAAUUGAAUGCCCACAUAUGUUUUGGGUGACAAUGUAA
Helianthus annuus (common sunflower) is the source of this 3431-nucleotide messenger RNA. RefSeq names its product protein STICHEL-like 2. The coding region runs from base 504 to 3203 and encodes 899 amino acids. The record is from RefSeq and is a predicted model, not a curated record. Gene Ontology annotation, cellular component: DNA polymerase III complex; nucleus; DNA replication factor C complex. Gene Ontology annotation, molecular function: DNA clamp loader activity; DNA-directed DNA polymerase activity; ATP binding. NCBI's taxonomy places the organism in Eukaryota, Viridiplantae, Streptophyta, Magnoliopsida, Asterales, Asteraceae. Gene Ontology annotation, biological process: DNA repair; DNA-templated DNA replication. The transcript has 9 exons.